Diversispora eburnea is the source of this 2140-nucleotide messenger RNA. The record is from the annotation of a GenBank genome assembly. NCBI's taxonomy places the organism in Eukaryota, Fungi, Glomeromycota, Glomeromycetes, Diversisporales, Diversisporaceae.
AGCAACAAGUCAGAUACGUCGUAAAUAUACUAAUCUCCAAACUGAUCAAAUAAAUGAGCAACGUGUUAGAUACAAUGCUGAGGCAGAGCGAGAUUUGCAACAAACCGAUUUGGAUAAUGCCUUGAAUGAUCUUAAUUUGAUGACAACGGCAUAUAACAAUGAAAGAGUUACAUGCCAGCAAUAUUUUUUAGAGUUACAGCAAUGUAAAGAAGAUUUAUACGAAUUUCUUGCACAAUUUAGAGCUGAAAUAGAAGGAAGAGGAAUAGAUGUUGCAGAUGCAGUGGGUGGUCCCCCAACAGGAAGAGAUCAUGCAAAAGGAUUAUUACGUGGGUGUAUGAGAGGACCAAUGUUAGAAUGGUAUGAUGAAAAUAUUACCACUAAACAAAAUUUCGAAUUACAUAACUUACUUGAUAAUACAGCACAAGGUACAAUACAAUUAGUAGCUGGACGUACUGCGGUACAAUUGGGCGCACAAGCACUUCGAGAAGCAAAUGGUCGAGCAGGUACAGACAUAAUUCCCUUAAGAGCAACACAUGAUCCUUGGAACGAAGAUUGGAGCAUAGCAGAUGGACGUCCAACUAAUGAUGCCGUUAAUGCACCUAAUGCUAAUAAUGGUACUCCAGUUGUUGUAGCCGGAAUAAGAUUUGGUCAAGCUGUAUGGAUGUUAAAAGACAAAUCACCUACAGUCGAAGAAGAAAUCCGAGCGUUACAAUAUGGAACAUUAAGACAAGGAGAUGGUACAAUAGAAGAAUUUGCCAAUAAAAUCCGAAGAGCUGGAAGAGGUUAUAGAGAUGAAGAAUUACGAAGAAAAUUUCUUGAUGGGUUAGAACCUGAAUGGUUAGAAAAAGCGGAGGAUAUAGGGGAGGAUAUGACUUUUAACGAGUUGGCUAAAAAGCUUUCUAAAAUCGAAUUAAUCAGAAUGGCCAGAAUGAAAAGAAAUAAUAUGCGCCUUGGCACUAGCUCCGCUAUAAAAUCUCAUGAACAAAAACAAAUAUCUUCAAAUAUAGUUUCUCAACCGUCAACUCAGGAUUUUCAAAAAAUGCUUCAAGAUGGAUUUAAUAAACAACAAGAAUUAUUAAAAAAACAGCAAACGGAGCACAAAGCUGAAAUAGAAAAAUUGAAAGCCGAUUUCGAUACAAAAAUGAGCCAACAUUCUAAAAUUCAACCCACUCAAUCAAUAGAUCAGUCACCAGCAUUACCACCAGGUCGUGAGUAUAGAAGAGAUGAGUAUUAUACAAAUAAAUUUAUGGAUGAUAAUGAAAGAAGACGAAACCCUAAUUGGGGUGGUGAUAUAAAUAAUACGCUUUCACCAUUACCUAACCAUAUUCAGAAUCAAUCAGCUAGAAUAAAAAAAUUAGAAAAUGAUAUCAAUAUGCUUUGGGGUGGUACAAAUGAAACUCGGGAUACAGUAAAUCAGAUGAAUAAUCGAUUUAAAAAUUUAUCAAAGGGUGACCACACAACCACGGUUAAAUCAAAUCGAACAAGCUUUGUACCACUUGAGCCUAUUUCUAAAUCAGAUGAUCAACUAUUGAAAUUAUUGUCCCCUGCAAUGCGAGAUAAAAUUAUGAACCCCUCUUCAGAAAAUAAGUGGGUUGAUUCAGUUGAAUAUAUACAAUGCAAGAUCGAAAAUAUUGAUAUUCCGGAAGGGGGGCUUGAUACAUUAUCUAUGUGUAAUGUUAUGAAUAAAGCAUUAAAUAAUGCAUUAGGAUGGGACCUUGGAAAUGCACCAAAUAUCGCUCUUACACACAAUUCUGAUCAUAUAACAAAAUUAAUUGGAGGACAUAGGGACAUUCCAAUAUCGAUAAAAUAUAAAGACGAGCAGGGUGUAGAGCACCUGAUUACAGUAACAGGUAAUGUUGUAGUUAUUGAUGAUGGAAAAACUGAUUAUCUUUUAUGUAUAGGGAUACCGUGGAUCCGAAAAGUUAAAGGAAUUCCAGAUAUAAAUAAACACGAAUUUCAAAUGGCAGUUCGAGGAAAAUCUUAUGUUAUUCCAACUUUUACUAGACCAACUGAAGAUAUUAAUGUGGAUCAGCCUUUGAAGACACAUAUUUCUGCGGAUAAUGAUCUCAGUAAAUAUUUUGCACGUAAAAAAAAUAUGGAUCAAGAUAACAGAGUUGAUGCUAGGGCAUCUGAGGGGUAA